CCUCCUGCAUCACUGCUGCUCUGUAUUACACGGAAAUGCUCACUGUUGUCUGUAGGAUACAGGCCUAUUGAUUUCAGUCUGCCUAUUACUCCUGCUAUCCCCCCCCCCCCCCCCUCUUCCUCCCCUCCUCUCCUCUCCCAUCGCACUCACGCUUCCCACCUCCCCUCCUUCUCUCUCUCCGUCUCUUCCUUGGACUGCAGCAGAGAAAACCGCUGCAUCGCACACAAGACAAGAAAGAAGAAAUCUCCGGCGCGAUGCCUUUCCUCCCUGUUGCUGUUUAAAGAGAGGCAGAGAGGAGACUCACCGGAGGCUGGGCAUGAUGCACCCAUGGUUCCUCUCAGUACGCUGCUGAUGGUCUCUUCUGCUGAGCUCUGACAGGACUGAGGAUCUGUCCAAUUUGAGAUCAACCGUCUCCAUUUCAGCAAAGUCUGGCCACUCCCGUCCAAUGGAACUACAGGUCAUUACUUAAUCAUUACUUUCCUGGCAGCGGAGUGACUUUUCAGCACCAAUAAACCGUCUUAAGUCUUGAUUUUACUGGGAAUAGAAGACCAUAAAGAAAGAACAUUGGGUAGGGUUGUCGGAGUAAAAGCUCAAGAGGGUUGAGUUAAAAGACUUUUAGUGCCUGAUCUCUUUGUGCCAAGAUGGAUGAAACACAAAACAACAGGACUUCCUUGGCUAAAGGUGCCAAGGACAUCGCUAAAGAAGCCAAGAGACAUGCCUCCAAAAACUUAAGCAAAGCUGUCGAUCGCGCCUCGGACGAAUACUCGACUCACCGCAGCUACAACCGCUUCCAGAACGAGGACGAAGACGAGAACAACUACAAUUCUUACAAUCAGCGAGACGGUCACUACGCCGACAACGCCGCCAACGACGAGGACGGGGCCUCCAGCGACGCCACGGAGGGCCACGACGACGAAGACGAGAUCUACGAGGGGGAGUACCAAGGCGUGCCGGCCUACAGCGACGGGAAGGCGCAGGUGGCUCUGGGCCAGCCGGUUUCCGACAGCCUGAAGAGCCACAAGGAGCUGGAGAACGAGAGGCAGUCGGACGAGGAGGAGCUCGCCCAGCAGUACGAGCUGAUCAUGCAGGAGUGCGGACACGGCAGGUUCCAGUGGCAGCUGUUCUUCGUGCUCGGCUUGGCGCUCAUGACGGACGGCGUGGAGGUGUUCGUGGUGGGCUUCGUCCUGCCCAGCGCCGAGACGGAUAUGUGCGUCCCCAACUCUGGAGCUGGAUGGCUCGGCAGCAUCGUGUAUCUGGGGAUGAUGUUCGGGGCCUUUUUUUGGGGCGGCCUGUCGGACAGGGUGGGCCGUAAACAGUGCCUGCUGAUCUCCAUGUCCGUCAACGGCUUCUUCUCCUUCCUCUCCUCCUUCGUCCAAGGCUACAGCAUGUUCCUCUUGUGCCGCAUGGUGUCUGGCUUUGGGAUCGGUGGAGCCGUACCGAUCGUGUUCUCGUACUUUGCGGAGGUUUUGGCUCGGGAGAAGAGAGGAGAGCAUCUGAGCUGGCUCUGCAUGUUCUGGAUGAUCGGAGGAAUCUACGCCUCGGCCAUGGCCUGGGCCAUUAUACCGCACUACGGCUGGAGUUUCAGCAUGGGCUCGGCCUACCAGUUCCACAGCUGGAGAGUGUUUGUGGUGGUGUGUGCGCUGCCGUGUGUGUCUGCUGUGGUCGCUCUCACUUUUAUGCCUGAGAGCCCCCGCUUCUACCUGGAGACGGGUAAACAUGACGAGGCCUGGAUGGUGCUCAAACAGAUCCAUGACACCAACAUGCGAGCUCGCGGAGAGCCGGAGAGAGUCUUCACUGUGAACAGGAUCAAAAUCCCCAAACAGCUGGACGAGCUGGUGGAGAUGCAGAAUGAGUCAGCCAACCCGGUUCUCAAGGUCCUCUUCAAGAUCAAGGCUGAGCUCAGAGGAAUCUGGUCAACUUUUAUGAAAUGCUUCGACUACCCGGUGAAAGACAACACUAUAAAACUGGCUAUCGUCUGGUUCACUCUGUCCUUUGGGUUUUACGGACUCUCCGUCUGGUUCCCGGACGUCAUCAAGCACCUCCAGGCCGACGAGUACGCGUCCAGAGUGAAGAUCCACAACAACGAACGCAUCGAAGACUUCACCUUCAACUUCACCCUGGAGAACCAGAUCCACAGAAACGGGGCCUUUGUAAACGACAGGUUCAUAAGUAUGAAGUUCAAGGCGGUAAAAUUCAUCGACUCGUCUUUCAUUAACUGCUACUUUGAGGACGUCUCCUCCGUUGGAUCCUCCUUCACAAACUGCACCAUCGUAGACUCCUUCUUUUACAACACAGACAUCGAUGACUCCAAAUUAACUAAUUCAAGGAUAAUCAACAGCUCCUUCCAUCACAACAAGACGGGCUGUCAGAUGACGUUUGACGAUGAUUACAGUGCGUACUGGGUCUACUUUGUCAAUUUCCUCGGGACAUUGGCUGUACUGCCUGGGAACAUCGUCUCUGCACUCCUCAUGGACAAAAUCGGACGCCUCAGCAUGUUAGGAGGCUCCAUGGUGCUGUCAGGCAUCAGUUGCUUCUUCCUCUGGUUCGGCACCAGCGAGUCCAUGAUGAUCUUCAUGCUCUGUCUCUAUAACGGCCUCAGCAUCUCUGCCUGGAACUCACUGGAUGUGGUCACUACUGAGCUCUACCCGACAGACAGGAGGGGUACAGGUUUUGGCUUCUGCAACGCGAUGUGUAAGCUGGCAGCGGUGAUGGGCAACCUGAUCUUUGGCUCACUGGUUGGCAUCACCAAGGCCAUCCCCAUCCUGCUGGCGUCGUCUGUGCUGGUCUGCGGCGGGCUGGUGGGCCUCCGGCUGCCAGACACACGAGCCAAUGUCCUCAUGUAGACCUCAACACAUCGCAGUAUGUUGUUUACCAGGUAUUCACUCAGCGUACUGAAGAACCAUUGUGGUCUAUAAUUUAACCGAAAACAUCGCUGAAACGAGCAUUGCAGUCGUCUUCUUGUAAUUAUGCUUUGAAAAAUAAGAUUGUUCAUACAUUCAUUACAGGACAAGUGUUCUGUUAUUUCUGAGUAGAAUACCUGAUAAAUAACUUUGUAUAAAUAAAUGCAGUUUAACUUCAAAUGAGCUGUAGAUAUAAAGAGUUAUUGGACUACAAUCAAAGGUUAGAAGUGUCAAUGUCUGAUGGCCACUGGCCUGAAUCAUCUGACAGGAAUAUCUUCCAAAAUAACCAGUCAGAUAUAGUUUCAAUAAACUCUGUAUAUCAGCAGCUUAUGCAACACUCAAAUGCACAUGUCACUGCUGCAAAAGGUUUGGACUUCCAACAACCGUCCCAAUCCUAAUCCUGCUGAAUCAUGCUUAGAUUAAAGGAAUAUUCUCACAUUAAAGGAAAUGCACUGAGUUAAGAUACAACUAGCCACUGUUUAGUUUAGAUUAUAGAGUGGAAUCAGAGGGGAAACAGCUGGCUAAUCGCUAACUUGUUCAUUAAGUCCUUAACCAGAAACUGAAGAGUCCAACAGAUGAGAUUGGCCGAUGAUGGGCCCAUCACAAACAUUGGAACGUUUUCCACUUUGCACCAAUUGUAUUUUUUUUUCUCCGAAGAAUACAGUUCAGAUACUAGUUUAGAUGAUUCAGAAAUGAUGCCAAUACAGAGUGUCUCCAGCAGAGGGCCCUACUACCUGGUAUUCACUACAAUCCUCUCAGCACUGUCUGCAGCACAUAUCGCCAUAAAGCUAAGCAGACACUUAAAUCAUUUUAAUUCACGAUUAAGUUGUUUGUUUUGGAAAACAGCUUCUUGGUCACUUUUUGUAAUGCCAUAUCUGUGUAUAUUUAUAGUUAUAUUCAGAGAUAAGAUCACCAUGACAACCACCAUAUUGGUUUUUCAGCAAACGUAUCCCCUUUAAAAUCAACAUCCAUCUCAAAUACCCAAUAUCGUUGGGCUUUACUAACUUGCACCUAGCCAGGCCCUAGCUCAACUUGACGAAACUUAAGAGAAUUUAACUUAACUUAACUUAAGGAAAAGAUUACGGGCAGAUUUACCGCCUUCAAUUCUUACUAAUAUUUGAUACAAUUGGUCCUUUUUUUCAGAAAGGUACACAAAAUCAGGCUAGGAUGCUUAAGCUAACAAUAGCUCCAAAAGUCAGGCUCAGACGAAAUUAGUAUUAAACACAAUUAGUUUGAGUUUCAUGAAGGAUUUUACGGACUUUAUUAUCUCAAUGUGUUGCUUUCAUUCCCUUUUAUUAUGUAAAAAUCUAAAUAAACAAAACAUAUUUUGACAGGGCUAGCUAUGUGUCUCUUCUUCCAGUCUUUACGCUAAGCUAACUAGCUGCUAGCUGUGGCUACAAGAUUAUUUAAAAACAAACAAACAAGAGUGGUAUACCUACUCUUGUCUAACUUCUCUGUAAGAAAAUCAAUCAGUGGACAAUGUUCAACAACAUUUUGAACUAUUUCUUUAAGAACAAAUCAUUUGAUAACAGGAUUAUUUAUGUAUCUGUAUUUAUAUUAUAAGUAAAUUAUUUAAGUUAUUUAUUGCUGUAAGGAUAUGCUUUAUCGUUUGUAGACUUAAGAUCGUCCUCAGUUUCCGUACAUGUGAUCUAACGGUUGGUGAAGUUCAGACCUUUUGCAGCAAUUUCCAAGAAUGACAAGGCCAUAGGAAAAAAAAUCUAAACGAUGUAGUAGAGUAGUGAAAACCGGCAACUUCAGCAGCUACAUUUCUAAAGUGAAAAGAAGUUUACAUUUUCUGCUUUUACAGUAAGAGACUUUUGGGAAUUGGAAACCUUGUGUCUGAAUGCUUCCUAUCUUCCUCUCUUGUGUCUGUGUCGUGUUCGUCCCGUGGCGCCGAGCUCACCAUGAAGGGCUUCGCUUUUUCCUUUGCAAUCUGAUCUGUCGAGAAGAAUUUAUACUCCGCUGUUAUUAUCUGCUUUCCUCCAUGUUUUUUUUUUUUUUCCUCCUUUCUGUAUCGGUUUCUUUAUUGUGUCUGUCAUCCAGUCUCGUCCUCUUGCUCUGUUUUUUAUCUCCUCUUGCCUUGCUGCUGCUCCCUCCAAAACUCAAAGGCCUUUCUCAAAUGUCGUGCCUCUCUCUCUCUCUCUCUCUCUGUCAAGCCCGCCUCUUCUUCCAAAUCUUGCUGGAAGCUUUGCUGCCCUGUCCUGCUUUCUUUUUCUUAUCUCAUCUCUUGAAACUGCAGGGUGCGUGAACUUCUGUGUGUGUGUGUGUGUGUGUGUGUGUGUGUGAGUUUGAACAUGUGUGUCCAGACAAACCCUUAUUAGAUACAGUGAUCGUCGCUGAACGUUUUGUUGAAGUCUAUACCAAGGAACCUGGAGGAUUUGAAACCCGUGCUUAAGUGAAAUUAAAAGCCAUGCUUAAAGGACCAUUUCACCCAAAUCCCAAAAGAAAACAUGCCUACCAGCCAGGAUGACAGCAAAAGGGACCUUCAUGGGGAACCCAAAAAGGUCAAGGAACCAUCGAAUGUCCUCUGGGUGAAGGUGGGGGAUUUAGGAUUUAGGUGAAGUGAGCCUUUAAAACCUCUAAAUGAAUGCGACUCUUGCUGCUACGAUGUAAUUGUUUCGAUGUUUCAUGCAUAAGGGAAUUUGUAAAAUAAUCUCUGUAACUUGUUCUUUUCUGGAGAAAAUUCAAUCAUACAAAAAAAAAGAAACACACAAGUACAGUACUGUUCAUUUCAAUAAUUUAAAUUCUCCUAUUCUGGAAGAUGUAUUUGUGCAGUACACGACCUUCUACAUGCAGCUAUUCCUUCUACAGACUACUUUAUUAUUCUGACUAAAAGGGAACUGUUUCAAGAUAUGUCUCUGGUUUCUUGAUGUCACAUGCUUUAUUUCUGCUUCCAACACCUUCACCUGAGCUGAACAAAACUCUACUUCACUGUUUCCAAACAGAAAUCCUGCAUGUUUGUUACUGAAGUCCUUCUCUUGUGUGUGCUUUUUCCAUUUUGGUGUGUUCUCUGUUCCCCUCUGUGUGGGGGAGGGGGGGGGGGGGAACAGAAGUGAUUUCCGGGUCAAAAGUGAAUGUAUCAUUCUCGUGUGUCGUCAGAUUGGUUAUGGACAGAUUCAAGGUUGUUGUAAGAACGUGUGCUAGUGGUGAGAAGGCUGUGUGUACAUGGUGUUUAACAGCAGGGGGUGGUCAAAUCUGCAGCAGGAAGGGUUUUCCAGUUAUUAUAGUUAAUUCACUCUUAGGGGGGACUGAAGUUGCCAAAAGCUUCAGAUUUGAAAACCUCUGCUGUGUAAUCUCUGUGUGGAGGUGUGUGUAAAAAAAAAAAAAAAACAAUUACCUGUCCUUGAUAUGAUUUAUUUUUCAUAAGAAAGACUCAAGUGAAUGCAGUGUAUAGUUGGAUUCCUCUGGUGUCUCCAUAUUGAAUAAAAAGUUUCAUUUGAAAAGC
Messenger RNA from Labrus mixtus (cuckoo wrasse), 6345 nucleotides. RefSeq names its product synaptic vesicle glycoprotein 2C-like. Gene Ontology annotation, cellular component: membrane. Gene Ontology annotation, biological process: transmembrane transport; chemical synaptic transmission. Bases 642 to 2843 code for a protein of 733 amino acids. Gene Ontology annotation, molecular function: transmembrane transporter activity. The record is from RefSeq and is a predicted model, not a curated record. Lineage: Eukaryota; Metazoa; Chordata; Actinopteri; Labriformes; Labridae. The transcript has 13 exons.